AUGUCUGCUGGCACAAACUCUCUAAAGCUGCUACUUCGGAAUGUUAAAGGAGAGCUCUCAAGGCAUCUCCUGUCGAUAGUAUUCAAAAUGUUAGUUUCUUGGAGGCAAAAGUGCUUGCUCUUUACUCUUCUUGCUUUCAUUGUUCUUUCAUCAGAAGCAUCAAGAUUGCCUAAGGCUUACUGGGAAGAAAUGUUGCCCAAGAAGCUGCCUGCUCCUUCCUCAUCUCCCUCUAAAGGCACCAAUUCAGUCUCCAAAUCAUCUUCUACAAUGGUGACAGCGGAUAGUAGUCCUUCUCCAUCGGAUGGAAAAGUCUAG
Molecule: messenger RNA, 315 nt
Organism: Dovyalis caffra
Lineage: Eukaryota; Viridiplantae; Streptophyta; Magnoliopsida; Malpighiales; Salicaceae
Source: the annotation of a GenBank genome assembly